AUGAAGUAUAUGUGGUUACUGUGGUUAUUUGUGGUGCUACCAACGGUUUAUGGGCAGUUUGGAUUCGGAAAGUCAUAUUUGGGGAAUUCCCGUUUGUGUCACCAAUGGAACUGUAUCAAUGCAAAACUGGGUCUCGAAGACUCUUUACCACCUAAGGACCAGAGCGUAGCAGUACUUCGCCAGUUACUUCCUCAAGGACCAUGGCAGGAUGUGGUGGAAAAUGUUGUGGAGCAUUGUUAUGUGAACAGGAGUCGAAGGUUUACCAAUACCUGUCCAGGACAGGCCUUGAUGCACUGCCUUGUGGAUCAAAUGAUUGAUUUUUGUCCUGUGACUAGUCUGAGAAAGGAUGAUUCCUGCUCCAUCGUUACGUCCAUAAACGGCAUGAGAUUUAUGUUCUCACAAAGUCGUUAUGCUGAUUUGGAGAAGAAUUUGCCAAGAGAACAUCGUCCGACUUGGUUCUUGAAGAAUUAUUUUGACAAGAAUUGCUGCGACUUGCCUGUGAUAUUCAACACGACGGUCCUCGAAGAGUGCGGCUUCAGUUAUAUGAUGAACUACAUCAAUCAUGGACUUAAACAUCCCACACCGUCUGAAGCAACCACGGUAUUACCAAUGACUACCCCUGUUCCAACCACAGCUACUGACUCAGGUGACGGACUCAAAAUUGUUGAUUUGAAUACAAUACAAGAAAAGUCUACAAAUUUAAUCAUAGAUCCCAUGGAAUGUUGUGACAUGGAGGACUUCAUCAAGUCUACAUGGAAAUCGGAGUGCGAUUUCCAUUUGCAGUGGGGAGGUAAGGAGAGGUUGACCAUCUCUCAGCCACCAGCCACUGAGCCACCUACGACCACUACUGAAAGAACUGAGGCUAUACAAGAUAUUAUGUUGGUGCCACAAUCUUGUGAAAAGGAGACCUGUGUCUUCCGGAACCUAGGAAUCAUAAAAGGAACUGAAAUUGAUAAGUCUGCAUACAUAGAUAUGCUUGCUAACUUUACCGGCUCUCAUCAAGCGUGGAUCCGUGCUACAGAGAAAGUUGUGUCCAGGUGUCUGAACGCUAAUAACCUGGAACGUAGGAGCGACUGUCUCAUUAACGACGUCUUGGCUUGUACAUUGGAUGUGCUCACUGAGUACUGCCCGUAUAAGAGGAAAUCAGGAAUUUGCAAGCACGGCAAACACGAUGUUCCAUGCCAAAUAAGUUCUUCCAAAUCUAGACCUAAGAACCGUCGUGAGAUUUGUCUCCUACCGGAGCUAGUACAUCACGACCACCUGUACGAGUGUGAUCUAGACGCUCUAUACAAGGUGGAGCGCGUGGCUGUGCCUGUCAGACAUAAGAAACAUGUGUUCCCGAGCCUAUGGCACAAUUGCAAACAAUUAGAAACACAAACGUCAUGUAUUAUGGAUAAAAUGGGGAUCCUGAACAGAUACAAGUUCAUGGACUAUUUUAAGAUGAAGGAUAAAAUCAGACAAUUUACUGAGGACAAGCCGGAGUGGUCAGCGAUGAUGGAUAUUUAUACGAGUGCGUAUAUCAAUUUGCCGAUGUAUUCCGAUCAUUGUACCUCGGAGAGGAAGCUGCUGAAUGUCAUUGAUACUAUGCUGAUGACAUGCCCAGUAUCGAAGCGCAAAAACACGCCGCAAUGCAACUCGCUCUUCAUGGAGAUGGUGAAAGCAACUCCAGCGGACAACCAAACCGUGACUAAAGAAAAAGCCGACCAAAUUAUGAAGCACUACCAUCAUGUGUUUAUGCCUACACGACCACAACCUUCUAGAUUCGACGUCGCUAUACGAAAGAAGCAUACAAAACACGUCACUCCUGCAUUCCAAUUUGGGAUUCUUAAUUCAAAGAAUGCUCCUCCUGUUAGGGUGGCGUAUGUUAAACCUCCUUCAUACAAAGUAAGACCGCCUUUAAUUCUCCAGCCAGUGUACCUAAGACCAACUCAUUUUAUAAGAGGUCGUGUUAGCGAUAGUGCGUUUAGAAGUAAUCUUUUUUGGCAUCAUAACCAAUUGGUGAAACCUCAAGGGUCGGUCGAAAAGUCGACUUCCACGACCAGGUCUCCUGAAGUAUCUACUUCUGCGACUCUUGAACUGUCUACGAUGCCUCCUCAGUUAAACGAACCUUUCUUCAAAUUGCCUACUAAAUAUAUUAACAAUAAUGACAUGGAUAUGGAUUUGGGGAGACCCGAAUAG
Molecule: messenger RNA, 2178 nt
Organism: Spodoptera littoralis (African cotton leafworm)
Lineage: Eukaryota; Metazoa; Arthropoda; Insecta; Lepidoptera; Noctuidae
Source: the annotation of a GenBank genome assembly